This is a messenger RNA of Aspergillus lentulus, 1386 nucleotides long. RefSeq lists its product as uncharacterized. Gene Ontology annotation, molecular function: protein binding. Gene Ontology annotation, cellular component: cytoplasm. Lineage: Eukaryota; Fungi; Ascomycota; Eurotiomycetes; Eurotiales; Aspergillaceae. The record is from RefSeq and is a predicted model, not a curated record.
AUGGCGCGCUUGGAUCAACUUCCGCCAGAAAUUCUGAUGACGAUAUUGGAUGAGCUGCGUAUUUCGGAGCUUGCGGCCGUGAUCCGGGUCAACCGACAGUUUUUCAAUCUCGGCAUUCGACGCCUCUGGCAAGCACAGAGAGACAUCUAUCUCGCCAAAGUCCCAAAGGAUCGGCGUAGGGUGUACACUCCCCUGAUCCAGGAACUCGACCUGGACGGAGACCCCAAAGCCCUUUACGAGGAGUUCAAAGAUCUUGAGUUCGAUAAUGUAAAAGAGCUCUCGGUCACGCUGAAGGAGGAUUUGGACACUAUCGACGACUGCAAGUAUCUAACACACUUCAUCAAUCCUGGGCUUCGACUGCUGGACUUGGGGGGAAGCAUUAGUGCGGACUUCCUUCGCGACGUGCGAAAUCAAUGUCCUAAGCUACGGACGGUCAGUCUCUGGCGCUGUGGACCUUGCGUCACGCCGGCCGAUUUGCUUACAUUUUUGAGGAGUCUCCCCUAUUUGAAGAGCCUGCACAUCACUGAACUGGAGGACCACAUGAUAACAGAUUCCGAAGUCAUUGAAUUCCUGGCCGCAUCUUCAACACUUGAGCGGUUGGAUCUGGAACAGAUUACCCCCGAGUUCUUAUGGGAUGCGUUGUCAAUAGAAGCCCCCUUCCCACAGCUGAAUAGAUUGGACAUUGAUAUCCAUCACGACGCAGUGCCGUCGAUCGCUAAGCUGUUCGGCUCGGUCAUACAGCUCCGCGUGACGCUGAGAGCCAUAGAGGACUGGUUUACCCGGGAAACAGUCAGAAUACGACCCCUCUCGGAACUGACGGAACUGCGAACCCUAGAGAUCUCUUUCCAUGGCGAGAUGAUCCUAGUACCAGAAGACCUCGUCACUCUGAGGAGUCUCAGCAAUCUGGCAAGUCUGAGUCUACAUGGAUUAAGCGAGGUUCACCUUGGAGCUGCUGAGUUCAGUGAUGAUCACUUCCACCGUCUAGUGAGUGGCCUACAGGAUCUCGUCACCCUGUCCCUUCACCCCUAUCCCAGUAAAGUCACAUCAGCCUCCCUCGCAGCUUUGGCGAAAUGCUGUCCACAUCUCGAGACCUGUUUUAUCGGUGGGGAGUUCAAUGUACUAGGGCUGCAGGAUUACGAAGCGCCUUUGUUUCCAAGGCUUGGGUCAUUUCGAGUGAGAUGCUUCCUGGAUCCCGACGAGUAUGAUGGUGACCCUGUCGAAGUGAUUGAGCGGCGGGCAGGGGAGCAUGUCCAGCAGCUCGAGAGGCACUUUCCCAAGGCAGACAUCCAGGUUCUGCAAGGUUGGUUUUCUGACCCGGGGUCAUUCACUUCUACGGUGAUACGGCUAUUAAGACCGAAUAAUGAGCGGGAUUUUGGGCCUUCCUGA